AUGCUUGGCCAGACUGGCUCUAUCGUUGGAUCGCGAUUCUUCCCUAAAGAGGGGAGUCCCUGCUAUAUCAAAGGUAUAGGUAUUAGUGCUGGCUUGCUGUUCUUUGCCGCAAUCCUCGCUCAAUUUUUGGGAUUAUUGAUGAGGUGGGAGAGUCAUAGUCGAGAUGCUAUUCACAGUCCUAUGGACAAGGAUAAGAAUAGCGAGGCCAUGAUCAACUCUGGAGAUGACCACCCUAAUUUCCGAUUCAUUUUUUAG
Molecule: messenger RNA, 255 nt
Organism: Penicillium soppii
Lineage: Eukaryota; Fungi; Ascomycota; Eurotiomycetes; Eurotiales; Aspergillaceae
Product: permease of the major facilitator superfamily
Exons: 1
Coding region: 1-255 (84 amino acids)
Source: RefSeq, a predicted model, not a curated record